This is a messenger RNA of Coccidioides posadasii C735 delta SOWgp, 3052 nucleotides long. Lineage: Eukaryota; Fungi; Ascomycota; Eurotiomycetes; Onygenales; Onygenaceae. The record is from RefSeq and is a predicted model, not a curated record.
CGACAGGACUUGGGCGGUUUGCAUGCUUUACUCGGCAUGUUGUAGCGGUCUAUGGACAGGGCUGUUAAUUUAUCCUACUUGAAUUCAUAUCAUUCUGACAGUUAACUGCUCGAGAUCCGCCGAACUCCGUGCAUCCCAUCCCACCAUGCCUCGAGUCGUCAACCCACCCACAAAGAGCCAGCAUGGCCGUCGUGGCAGCUCCAGGCACGAUACCACACCUCAUAAAUCUACCACCAUGAAAAUCCCCCUAAACGAUGAUGCGGGUGAAAAGGUUGCCCGCCUCCAGUCCCGCCAGGCACUGCAUGAUAUGCAGAUGAACCAAAUCAAAGCUGCCGUCAAAACCCCCAUGCCUCCACGAAGGAUGAAUUACGAAGGAGCCUCUGCCAGUCCCCGUACGCCUCGCGCUUCGAUGCGCGGACGAGAAAGCGAUGUUGAUGCCCUUGGGAGAGCGGUGACACCCAUGAAACGUGUCCCAAUCCUCGCCAAUUUUGAAGAAUGGAUGAAGAUGGCCACAGAUAACAAGAUCAACGCUACGAAUUCGUGGAAUUUUGCCUUGAUCGAUUACUUCCAUGAUAUGUCUCUUUUGAAAGAAGGAGAUGGUGUGAAUUUUCAGAAAGCUAGUUGCACCCUUGAUGGCUGCGUUAAAAUUUAUACUAGUCGAGUCGAUAGUGUUGCGACCGAAACCGGCAAAUUGUUGAGCGGUUUAGCGGAAUCGAAUAACACCAACAAAAGAAGACAUCAAAAUGAAGAGGCCAUUGAUGAAGACGGAGAGGAGGAAGAGGAAGAGACAGGUGAAGACGGUGUUAGAAGGAAAACGCGAAAGAAGGUUGCCCGAUCGCAUGAGGCCACCUUGGCUCCAUCCUUUGCUUCUAUACAGUUAAAGAAGUUUGAACUAGAAUUUGCAGUGGAUCCUCUGUUUAAAAAGGCCUCUGCGGACUUCGAUGAAGGGGGUGCCAAAGGAUUGCUUUUGAAUCACCUUUCAAUUGAUAGCCGUGGGAGGAUUGUGUUUGAUAGUAGCGACGAUGUUGAUGAUGCUGCCGCUGCCGGAGAAGACCGAGAACAGACCACAGAACCAGAAGGAUCAAAAUCCCCGACACCGAGGCCUCAAACGGCCAAUUCCAUGGACGAAAUUGUCGAGAUUGAUUUGGGUCCAUUGGCAAAUAAAUUCUUCCCAGACCUGGAUAUCCUCGCCGAGCAGGAUAUCUGCCCGUCACUGAAAAACCUCGAUUUCGGAGAUGAAAGCGCAACACUGGACAUCCCAUUCCUGCGCGCUCCAGAGGAUUGGCGCCAAGACAACCCCCAGCCAGAACAAGGCCUAAGAGAAGCAUCCGGUAUAAUGCUGGAUGAUGACAUUGCCAUUGGGUUUGACGAUGACGAUGGGACCGUUUCGGGCUUUGAUAUUGGUGAAGACGCUGGAUUUGGCGAGGGUGGUGAAGCUUGGGCAAGGGAAGCUGCACUCGAACCGAUGCUACAGGUUCACCGUGUGGAUGCCGGUGAUGGGGAUAAUAAUGAUACGUUAGGUGGCGUUCUGGAUUCUACAGAAGACGAUCCCUAUAAAAUUUCGCUAUCGCAUCAGCCUGCGAAUCGAGAUCAUGAAAAUAUUCUAAGCUAUUUUGACAACGCUUUGCGAAAGGAUUGGGCCGGUCCGGAACACUGGAAGAUUCGAAGAAUAAAGGAGACAGCGGCGUCAAAUUCAAAUUCGGCUCCACGGCAACGGAAAGAAAAGGAGCCGUUUGAAAUCAAUUUUUCGUUGCCUCUCGAUCCUGCUGUUGCAGAAAUGAUCUACACUCAAACAAGUUCCAAUUCUGUCAUCUCCUUACCAAAGUCGCAGUGGAAAACCAAAGGACGGAAUCUUUUACCGGACGACAAGCAUUUCAACUCUCGAAAUUUGCUACGAUUGUUCUUGAAGCCAAAGGCAAGAAUGGGUUUCCAUGCGAGAAAUAGGUCCCGGCAAAAUAAUAACCGCCCCCAAAAUGGCUUCUCCUCGCCAAACAACGGUGAAAUUGACGAGGCAUUCUGGGCAACGCAAAAGCCGGGAAUGGAUCAAGCCAACACGGACGACUGUGCCGGCCCUACCGGCACAUACGAUGCUGAUUUCUUUGCCGAUGAUGACGGACUAGCCUUCCCUCACGGAUUACCUAUGGGAGGGGAAGACGACGAUGACAAUCUACCGUUUGCGGAUGCCAGGGAAGCGUUCUCACCUCCUAUGGAUCCAAACGCUCCCCAAGGGGCCUCUGUAGGUGGGACCGGAGGACUUUCGGGCAUAAGUGCCCUGCUCAACAGCGUGACUACUCCUGGUACCGUCUUAGGUGGAGGAUUUGGCUCCCAGCUAGUGACACAAGGCGGUCGGCGUGUCCGUCCGGACUAUGUUGCUUAUGCUCGCGUGGCGAAGAAAGUCGAUGUACGGCGGUUGAAAGAAGUGAUGUGGAAAGGGAUGGGGAAUCGGUUGAUUGCAUCCUCGUCAUUUAGUUCAGCUUCUCCUUCAGCUGCGGUCACAGCAGCUCCUUCGAAACCCAUACCGGAGCCAAGUACUCCAGCUGCUAAUCUCAAUCCUAGAUCCCCGGAUCAAUCUAGUUCCCAAGCAACAAGUGAGCUAAACGAAAACCUACGUUUUACAGAUAUUAUGAAUGGCUUAAAAGGAUCUUAUCCUGAGCAAGCUAUGCGUGAUAUCAGUACGUCAUAUUGCUUCAUCUGCUUGCUCCAUUUGGCGAAUGAAAAAGGAUUGGUUCUUGAAAAUAAAGGUGGAUUUGAAGGAAAUUGGGACGGGAGGUUGGAAGAGAUUUUUGUCAGCAAAGACGCAGGUGCGGUGAUUGAGGGCGAGGUAUAACACCGCCCGGAAGAUAGCAUGGGUGCGUUUACCCUGUUAUGGAGAGGCGCGCCCACUUUUCUUUUUUUAUGUUCAUCGGUUCGGUGGAGGUGUAGGGUGGGUUGGGAUGGCUCACGGCCGUUUCUUCUUGUAAACUUUGGUUGUUCGGAGUGUCCAUUGAGGAUGGUGUUGCAUAUGUCACUCUGCCAGGUAAUAAUAUACUGGUUUUUGGUUCAAGGUAUAUAA